Messenger RNA from Acyrthosiphon pisum (pea aphid), 3146 nucleotides. Its product is annotated as somatomedin-B and thrombospondin type-1 domain-containing protein. The record is from RefSeq and is a predicted model, not a curated record. The coding region runs from base 455 to 1315 and encodes 286 amino acids. Lineage: Eukaryota; Metazoa; Arthropoda; Insecta; Hemiptera; Aphididae. The transcript has 5 exons.
GACGACGACGACGACGGCAGUUCCUGUCCACCUGUCGGCCACGACAAACGCCGGUGCACCGAUAACGUCGUCGCAGCACGAAACCCACACGAUCGCACGUGGUCCACUGCACGCGAGACUCGUCGUACGAUAAUAAUUUAUUAUUAUUAAUAUUAUUAUUUUAUAUUAUUAUUGUUAUUAUACUCUUCGCGGUGGUCCGGUUGGUUAUCCUUAAUAUAAUAAUUAAUCAUAAUUGAGACACACGCACGAGAGGCGAUUUUUUCUCGCUCCCGCCAAUUUACAAUCUAAAUAUAACAUAAAAUUACACAUUUUCGAACGAUAUAACAACGAUAAUAUUAUUAUUUCGAUAAAAAUAUAUAACGUACCAUACAGCGUAUCACUGUUGUCCGUGUCGCGUGCCGCGGGGUAUAUCUAAACACACGCGAAUUCAAGCCGAGCCGAACUCGACAUCAUCAUGCGGCGUCGUACCGCUGCAGCAGAAGCCGUCGUCGGUGUCGCGGCGGCCGUGCUCUUGGCGCUGAUCGGCGCCGCGGACGCGGGCAGCUGCUUGGAAGCCAAGUUGUGCUGUCCCGGCCGCGACUCGGCGUGCGUCGUCCAGAAGACGCCCAUCAACGCCAUCAUCGAGGACCCCACGGACAAGCCGUGCUACUGCGACCAUGCGUGUCUCAAGCUUGGCGACUGUUGCACCGAUUUCAAACCAGCUUGCGGAGUGAUUGAUUGUGUGAUGUCAGAGUGGGAAUCAUGGAGUGAAUGCGACACGGAAUGUGGAAGUGGCAUGAUGACGAGAAAAAGACAAGUGAUGAAAACACCAGUAAAUGGUGGAAAACAUUGUCCUUCGAUGGUGCAGAAAAGGGCAUGCAUGGGAACCAGAUGCCCCAAUUAUCCUGGGAGUGCACUAAAAGAAACCGCCAUGUUGCUGCCUGCGUCUUUGGCAUCCAACCGUUUGAGUAAUGAGUCCCAAGAUAUACGUCACAAUUUAAAGUACCGCUUGUCAAAAGAACCAGUCGAUUUAGAUUCAAAGGAGUACUGUGUUCUAUUCGAGGUGAUGAAAGCGACCAAGGCCUGCAGAAAAGUGUCCGAAUACUCUUUGCUCAGAGAAGGUGAACGCGUGUGCGUGCGCUGCGACACACAAGUGAUGCGCCAGUCGCUGGGCUUCCGGUGCCCGGGCCACGGGACAAUGGAUCGGGCGACGAGAUGGACCGUACUGUCGGCGCCCCAUUGUCACGGAAAAUGGGUUCGUCUCGAGUCGGCAGGACAACAGGACGGGCACUCGUGUCCGAUGUGUAAAAAAGGAGCGCAGUUCGUAUUCGUAUAAGACGGCGGCCGCUGCUCACCUAAGUAUAAAACAUAUUAUACGAAACCCCCUUCGAUUUUUUUUUUUUUUUAUAUAUACCUACCUACAUACUCACCCCGUCGUCGGUCCACUUCACACGGCUCACCACGACUACCCCACACCACUUCUUCCACGGCAUUUUCAGAUCCACAUCUUCGUACCACCAUAGGUAUAUUAUAUACAUAUACGUUUGUAUGUGGGUGUGUACAAAGCCCGACCGUACAUGUAGCAUAUUAUACGUUUUCUAGAAAAGAGUAAUACGACAUAAUAAUAAUAAUAAUAUAACAACAACAACAAUAAUACUUACAUAUUUUUACGACCGUAUUAUGUAUAUUAUAUAAAUGCACAGAGUGAUCCAUUAAAAAAGGGAGCUUCACUGAUUUUUUUUACAACAAGUCUAAAAUGUUUGAUAGUUUUACAGUCGGAAGCUGAAUACUUUUCUACAAGCUAUUGAUGUUAAAUUUGUAGAGUAUUGAAUGAAUAUAGUUUUUUUUAAGUGUUAAAAACUUUGGUGAGCGGACAAUAACUUUUCCGAGUACCUACCACCGUACUCCUUACCAUUCUACUCAUCGCAAACUUUAAAUGCUUAUCAAUAUUCGAUAUUUAUAGGUAGGUAUGUACAUCAUCGAUUUUAUAAAAGUAUUUUGCUUAAAAUGAUAAAGUUUAAAAUAUUGGUCGUCAUUAAAAUAAAUUAACUUUAAAAAAGUUACUACCAUAAAAAAAAUUUUUAAAUUACAUUUUUUUGAAAAGUGUUGUGUUCUAAAAUUACAUCAAACUAGGUACAUUUUAUGUUUUCAAAAACACAAAAACUAACUGAAAAUCAGUGAAACCAAUUAAAUGGAUAUCAUCUCCCUCGUAUUAUAUUGUAUUAUAAUAUAGUCAAACUUGGUUGACUCGAAAUUUAUUGUCGAUACCUCAAACUUUUUCCUGGUCCCUAAAAUGUCCUAUUAUUUGGAUUAUCCUCGGAUAACUCAAACUUUUUGCCUGGUCUUUUACACUUUGAGUUAACCAAGUCCUACGGUAAACAACUGACUGUAUAUUAUACGUAUGAUAUAUAUAUAUAUAUAUUAUUAUAUUUGUGUAUAUUCCGAGCCGGUACGUACCUAUUUUUUUUCAGGUGCUAAUUUUACUCGUACAUAUCCUUGUCGUCGAUGGUUUCAUAUUUUCAUUAUUCUCUAUAACCUAUUAUAAUUUUUCAUAUUACCCUACAAUCCACGUGAACCUCUUUCCACCCACAAAUUAUUCAUAUUUUCUACAUUAUAUAUUAUUAUUAUUAAUUAUUUGCAGACGAAAUUAUACGCUGUAUAUGUUUCUUUUUGUGUUAAUAUAGUAUAUAAUAAAAUAUAUAGUUGUAAUCGAAUCCACGCGUUCCACUUGAACAAAUUUGUAAAUAUAACAAUAUAAUAAUACCAUAACAUAAUAAUAGUAUAAUUAUAUAAGUUUGAUUUUGAACACAACUUAAUGUAAUAACUAUACAUCAUAGUUACAAAUAUAUUAGAAGUUAAUUAAAUAUAUUAUAUUUUUAUUUUCUGCUUUUUUCAUUAGGUAUUAUUAUUUAACUAUAAUUAUAACUACACGCAAAAAUUAUUAGUUCAUAAUAUGUUUCUUUUCUAUUUUUUUUUUUUUUACUUUAUUAGCUUACUUUUUUUUAUCGGUUUAUCAUUAUAAUUGUUUAUAAAAUGGCAGCAAAAUAAAAAGUAAAAAUCAUGUAAUUCUAUUUAUUAUAUAUUAAGUUUGCAGACUCUUAUCCUAAAAUAAUGUCAAUGAUAUAAUUAUUUGCUUACAAUAUAUUAUUAUCUAUUUUAUACAAAAA